Messenger RNA from Capsella rubella, 1122 nucleotides. Its product is annotated as 40S ribosomal protein S2-2. The transcript is spliced from 2 exons. Gene Ontology annotation, biological process: translation. Bases 64 to 906 code for a protein of 280 amino acids. The record is from RefSeq and is a predicted model, not a curated record. Lineage: Eukaryota; Viridiplantae; Streptophyta; Magnoliopsida; Brassicales; Brassicaceae. Gene Ontology annotation, cellular component: ribosome; cytosolic small ribosomal subunit. Gene Ontology annotation, molecular function: structural constituent of ribosome; RNA binding.
GCUGGUUGAGACUUGAGAGUGAAGUGAAGAAGCGGUUUCCGAAGAAGCUCAACUGUAUCGAAAAUGGCAGAACGAGGUGGUGAACGCGGUGGGGAGAGCGGUGGAGAUCGCGGUGGCUUCGGGCGUGGAUUCGGUGGUCGUAGUGGUGGAAGAGGUGGUCCGAGAGGCCGUGGACGUCGUGGAGGCAGAGCUACGGAGGAAGAGAAAUGGGUUCCAGUGACAAAACUCGGCCGUCUCGUGAGAGACAAUAAAAUCCAGAAGCUAGAACAGAUCUACCUUCAUUCUCUUCCUGUCAAGGAGUACCAGAUCAUCGAUCACCUGGUUGGUCCCUCGUUAAAGGACGAAGUGAUGAAGAUCAUGUCUGUUCAGAAACAAACCAGAGCUGGUCAAAGAACGAGGUUCAAGGCCUUCGUUGUCGUUGGAGAUGGGAAUGGUCAUGUCGGAUUGGGAGUGAAGUGCUCUAAGGAAGUUGCUACAGCUAUCAGAGGAGCGAUUAUACUCGCGAAGCUAUCUGUGGUUCCAGUGAGAAGAGGUUACUGGGGAAACAAGAUUGGGAAGCCACACACAGUGCCAUGUAAGGUGACUGGCAAAUGUGGUUCUGUCACUGUGAGGAUGGUUCCUGCUCCUAGAGGUGCUGGUAUUGUUGCGGCUAGGGUUCCUAAGAAGGUUCUUCAGUUUGCUGGUAUUGAUGAUGUCUUUACUUCCUCACGAGGAUCCACCAAAACCCUUGGGAACUUUGUCAAGGCUACCUUCGAUUGCCUACAGAAGACAUACGGGUUCCUUACACCAGAGUUCUGGAAAGAGACUAGAUUUUCAAAAUCACCGUACCAAGAGUUCACUGAUGACUUGGGAAAGCCUUUUUCCUCCAGCACCAAGCUUAUCACCGAGGUUGAAGACAAAGUCUAGAUUUAUAACACUCUUUCGUUUUUUUUUUUCUACUUUAUGAAUCAAGAUCAUUUUUUUGUUCGAAACCAUGCUUUUACUAGUAUAGGUUGCUGGUUUUUUCGAAAAUUUUCUGAUGAAUUUGUCAGAAGACUUACUAUGGAUCAUAUCACUAAACGUAGUGGUUGUAUUUGCAAUAAGCUAUAAUCAACGGAGAAAUGUUUAAGUUGAUGCUUCAAA